GCUCCCAGGUCACAAGCAUCUUCACCACUACUCUCUCUCCCCCCAUUUUCAUUCUCAAAUUCUGACGCAGAUCCCAUUAUCAUCACUACUCCACCCCCCCCCUCUCUCUCUCAAAAGCCAUGGAGGAUCUUCCUCAAGGUUACCGUCCCAAUGUCGGAGUCUGUAUUAUCAACUCCGAUGAUCAGGUUUUUGUGGCUUCUAAAUUGAAUUCUCCAGGAGCAUGGCAAAUGCCUCAGGGCGGAAUUGAAGAUGGUGAAGAGCCUAUAUCUGCUGCCAUUCGGGAACUGCGACAAGAAACUGGAAUAGUAUCUGCUGAAAUAAUUGCUGAGGUCCCAAGAUGGUUAACCUAUGACUUUCCGCCUCAUGUGAAGGCUAAAGUCAAUCGGCUCUGGAGAGGUGAUUGGCAUGGACAUGCACAAAAGUGGUUUCUCAUGCGAUUCACUAAAGAUGACAGUGAGAUCAACUUAGCUAAUGGUGAAGCAGACCCUGAAUUUGCAGAAUGGAAAUGGUCAAGCCCUGAAGAAGUUAUUGACCAGGCCGCGGAAUAUAAAAAACCAAUCUAUGAAGAAGUUUUGAGAACCUUUAAGCCUUACUUCCAAGGGAAUGCAAUAUCUGCCAAAUGUAAAUCUUCAAAGUGGUGAAUGGCGUCUCUAUACAAAUGGUAUGUGGUGUAGGAAGCCUAGUGAUUGGCUACAAACUUGUUUUCAAAAUACUUUAGAUCAAGAAUCUCUAAAGUAACUGGAAAAAAAGGCAUCGUCUAUUGCUUGAAGCCCUGUGUAACAUGCGUUAUUGUUAAUGACUUAUAAAUAAGUGCGGCUUCUUAUAAAUUUUUUAGAUACAUAGAUAUAGAUUUUUGUGAGAAAAAUUAACUCCGUUAAUCAACU
Molecule: messenger RNA, 884 nt
Organism: Neltuma alba
Lineage: Eukaryota; Viridiplantae; Streptophyta; Magnoliopsida; Fabales; Fabaceae
Product: nudix hydrolase 25-like
Exons: 7
Coding region: 120-641 (173 amino acids)
Biological process (GO): nucleoside phosphate metabolic process; ribose phosphate metabolic process
Cellular component (GO): chloroplast
Molecular function (GO): bis(5'-adenosyl)-pentaphosphatase activity; guanosine-3',5'-bis(diphosphate) 3'-diphosphatase activity
Source: RefSeq, a predicted model, not a curated record